AAUAAUUAUGUCUAUGUAGAUUUUUAAUAUUUUUGUUGAUACCUAUCAUAUAUUUUUUUAUUUUAUUCAAAUUUAAAAUACUCAAACAUUGGUAUUUACUAUUGUCUAUUACUAUUAGUUUAAAAUUAAUAAAGAUAAUGAUCUACAGGACGAUUAUCUAUUUUAUCUUUAGGCAGCAUAUAUAUUGCAUUAUAAAUAUUGAAUUUUCUUUUAAUUAUAUCUUCUCAACUUAAUUCCAGCUGUUACUAUUCAUCUAUGGUAUUUAAUUAUAAUUAUGACUUUAAACUAUUAUUGUUAUUAAAAUUUAUUUGUGUGAUAUAAAUAAAUUUAAAGGUUUUAAACAUAUUUAUGUAUGUAUACAAUUUCUUCUAUAUCAUAAGAACAUAUCCAUUAUUCUUUCAUAAUGUAUGACUAUGAAUAUGGUGAUAUGUGUUUUGACGAAGAUAAAAUGUAAGUUUAAAAGUAUCUACUUAUUUGAUUAUAAUAUAUUUAUUUGAAUGUAUGUAUGUUUAGGGGUAUGAAAGUAACUUCAGGAGUUGUAACAAUUAAUAAGGACCCUACAACCAAUCUUAUAGGAAUAUCAAUUGGUGGAGGACCACCUCACUGCCCUUGUAUAUAUGUUAUUCAGGUGUGAUUAAAUUAACUAUAUAUUAUAUUCAUUACAUAUGCCAUUUACAAAAUUUUAAUCAUAGUAUAUAUUUAUAUAUAUAUAUUGUGGUGCAUUGGUAAAUAAAUGUAUGGAUAUACGCACCUAAAAGGGGUUUCUCGUUACACUCAAAAAGACAUUCCACCUACAUAAAACUACCUAACCACCUUACUACACCGACAUAUUGCCUAGACAUGUAUGUAUCAUCGUGUAUAACUUUACUGGCAUACUUCUAAAAUUUUAUAUUGGUAAUUUAUUUUUGUAAUUGUUUUAAAAUUUAUUUAUUUAGUUUCUAACAAAUAUGUAUGUAAUCAUGACUUUUAAAACUGGAAUUACGAAUUUAAUAAUAUUCAAUUGAACUUCGAUGUAAAAUAAAUGGUGUGAACAUAAAGACUUAAUUUGAAUGUGAAUUAUAACCUGAUAGUAUUAGGUUCAGUGGGAAUUUUGUUAUGAAGAUCUACAUUUUAAACUUGACUGCUGAUCUGUUCUCUUUUGGGAUUAUACAAUAAAAUAAUAAUUGCUUAUUAUUUAUUUAUUUUUUGGUUUUAUGGUGACUGUGAAUUAAAAGCUUGCGUAUACCUUUAAUGGUAUAUAUUUUAGUUGGCGUAUGCCUAUAAUCAACAAAUUUUCUCAUAGGUAUUAGUAUAAAUUUGAAACUAUUAGGGAACCAUUAUAUGUCGUAAUACAUCACUGUAUGUAUAUAGGUUAAACUAGGCAUAUAUAUAUGCUAUGGUUAGAGUAUAAAUAAUAGGUAAUAUUUAACUUAUCCACGUAAUUUAAACACUACCCAUACCAUUGAAUAAAGUAAAAUAUUUUGAACAUUAUCCUAGUAAUUUAUAUGUUAUCUACCAUUGUGUGGGUAAAGUACUUUGAUAAUAUGUACGACGGUAUUUAUGUUCACUUAUAGAAGAUAGGAAAUUCUCAAUCCUUGAAUCCUGAUUCAUGGGUUUAAAAAAAUAUUGUAAAAGAGAACGUUACACGAAAACACGAAAAUAUUCAGAUAUAAAUCUGUAGUGAUUUUAUAUAAUUUAAAAUGCAAUCCAACUUUAAAUUAAAAAAAACUAAUCACAAUAUUCUUUUAAGUUGAUCAUUUUUUUUAAAAAAUAUUAAUAAUUAUUAAUAUUAUAUUUAUUUUUUUCAAACAAUAAGUAUUAAGUAACUUAAUAUAUAUAUAUAUAUAAUCUUAUAUUUAAUUUAUUAUUAUUUAUUUAUUUAUUUUAUAACACAUUGGUUAAUGUUUACAUUAUCCAUAAUUUAAGUAUUUUCGAAUAAUUAGUAAUAUACAAAAAUGGAGUGUUCACACUACGAGAAAUGUUUACAUAAUCCAUUUUCAUACUUUUUAUAUGAAUAAUAUUACAUAUCACUAUAUAAUAGGUUUCAGACAAUUCACCAGCUGCAUUAGAUGGUACAUUAGAAAGUGGGGAUGAACUUUUAGCUAUUAACAAUGAAUGUGUACGUGGUCGUACUAAGAUGCAAGUAGCACAAAUGAUUUUAUCAAGUGUUGUAAGUUCAAAUAGUUUUAUAUUUCCUUACAAUAUUCACAAUACAUAAUUGAUUAAUUUAUUAUAUUUAAUUUAAAAAUACCUCAAAUAUAGUAUGUAUAUAAAUUUACUUUGAAAUUUAUUUAUUCAACAUCUAAUAAUUACAUCAUAUAUAUUUAAUAUUUACAUUACAUUAAAUUUAAUAUCUACUCCCGAUAGGCAAAGUUUCUGACUGGAGGAGACAGUCUUUUACAACAAAUUAAGUAUUACAAAUUACAAUAUACUUUAUAAGUUUAAAAGUUAGAUAGGAUACAUAAGAAACACUUAAAAUAUCAAAUAUAUAUUUUGAACUGUUUUUAUUUUUAGUACUAAUAAUGAGCAUAAAGAAAAAAACAGAUUUAGAGUUAAUGCUAAACAUGAACAUACAGUUUUUAAAAUAUGUAUUUUUUAUUCAAAUGUUUAUAAGUUAUUCUAUUUUUAUUUAAUAUUUGUUUAUUAGGAUCGAGUUAUAUUAAAAUAUAAUAAAUUACAUGCUGAUGCUCGUCAAGGUAAAACAUUGGAUAUUGUAUUAAAAAAAGUUAAACACAGAUUAGUGGAGCGUAUGUCAGCAACUACUGCCGAUUCUUUGGGAAUGUCUCGCGCUAUACUUGUUAAUGACAGUCUAGUUAAACGUUUACAACAAUUAGAUGACAUGGAACAAUCAUAUCGUCACUUAGUUGACCAUACAGAGCGUGUGCUUCGUGCUUUUUAUGCUUUGACCCAGUGUUUUAAAGGUACUUUUUCAAUAAAAGUAUAUUAUUAUUUAAGUAUACUUCAAUAAUUUAAUUAAUAUACUUUUUAUAUUUUAUUCAGAUUUUGGUGACACUUUUGCUGAAAUAGGUGCAAGAGAACCACAACCUAGAGCGAGUGAAGCUUUAGUACGCUUUGCUGAAUAUCACAGACGAAUGGAACGUCAGGGCCUUAUGCUAAUUAAAGCAUUAAAACCUGUAAAUAUAAGCUUAAUAAUGUAAUAUUAUUUUUGAUAAAUCUAAUUUACAAUUUUGGAAUAGAUAUCUAGAUCGUUUGGUACGUAUUUAAAUAAAGCUAUUCCAGACACCAAACAAACAAUACGAAAGUAUGCAGAUGUUAAAUUUGAGUAUUUAUCAUAUUGUUUAAAAGUUAAGGAGUUAGAUGAUGAAGAAAUAACUUAUUGUUCUGCAGAUGAACCAUUAUACCGUAUUGAGACAGGAAAUUAUGAAUAUAGGUAUGAACAUAUUUCUGUUAGUUUAUAACUAGAGAUUAUACUUUUUGCUUUAAAUAUAAUUAUUAGAUGUAAAGAAAAAAUUAAUAAAAUGUCUACUUGUUACAAAAAAAACCAAUAAACCAUUUUCAAUAUUUGGCAUGUAAUUUCUUCUUUGUUUUUGACCCAAUUUAAAAAUACAAUGCAUUCAUCAGCAAAUAAACAAAAAUAUAUUAAAUAUAUAUAUUAAUUAUAAAUUAAAUUAAAAAUUAUAAUUAAAAAUAUAUUUUUGUUUAUUUGCUGUUAAAAUUCUAAAAAAAAUGUGAAUUUUAUCAGUACAAUUUCAGGCUCCAACAUUUAAUAUUAUAUUUUAAAGUUAAAAAUGAGUAAUAUUGGUUAAACUGGUAAUUUUACCCCAAGAUAUAUUACAAAAGUUAAAAAGGAUAACUUCUAUUUUUGAUAAUACAUCUGAGAAUCUACUAUGUAUACAAAAUAUUUAAAUUUAAUGUGUUAUAUUAAAAAAAAAAAAAUUCUAGCCAACAUUCAUUAUUACAUUUGUGUAACAUAUUUGUCAUACAAUAUACAUGUUCAUAAUAAAUUUAAUAUUUUGAUAAAUUUUAAUUAUAAACUAUAAUGUAUUUUUGUACAGACUUGUACUGAGAUGCCGCCAAUUAGCAAGAAAACGAUUUGCUGCUCUUAGGGAAGAUGUUUUGGCUAAAAUAGAAUUAUUAGAAAAUAAACAUGUGCAUGACGUUGUAGGUCAAUUGCACGCUAUUGCUUCACAAAUGGCUGGUUACAAUCGAGAAAUAAGUCGUAUGAUGCUUGGUGGAGGAAAUGAUGAUAGUGAACCACCAUUAUUUCCUAUUGAAAUGGAUUUGACACGUACUGCGUUUCAAUAUGAGUCCGUCCAGCCACCUAUUAAUGAUAAUUACCAAGAUGACCAACAAAAUGUAAGAAAAUACCGUUAUAUUCUCAAAUAACUGAUUUUAAAAAAAAUAAAUUUUAUAAUCUUUCAAUGUUUUUUAUCAUAGGAAAAUGUUCAUAAUCCGAGAGUUUACAGAGAUUUACCAUUACCACCUAAAAAGAAUGACUCAGUUUCAGCAGCUUUUAAAGAAUUAUCACAAUUACAUUUGGAUACUGAUGAAAUAGAUACCGAAAACCAAACUCAAACAGCAUCUUCUCCAUUGCUAUUAGAUUUAUAAUUAUUUUGAUGAAUAUUAAAUUUAAAAAUGACAUAUUCCCCAUAUUAUUUAUUUCUAUUCAUUUUUAUGAAUACUUAAAAACUAAUAUACAUUUAAUCACAUAAAAUAAGCUUUGUUAGUUACUUUUUAUCUGUGCAUUUUAUACUUUAGUCGCACUUAUCAACUUAAUAUAUAUAUUAUUAAGACUAUAAUAUAAUAACCUAUAUUGAAAUAUAAAUUACUUGUUUUUCACGUUCUUAUUACUUCUAUUUCCUGUCAAAUUUAUAAAGUAGAUAAUCAAAAUACAGU
Messenger RNA from Cinara cedri, 4836 nucleotides. Lineage: Eukaryota; Metazoa; Arthropoda; Insecta; Hemiptera; Aphididae. The record is from the annotation of a GenBank genome assembly.